AGAGAGAGAGCCAAGGGAUAGGUGUCCAUAUAAUGUGGAAGGGAAAAUGGACGUGUACCUGGUUUUGUUAAGCGAGGACGCAGUGCCUCGCUGUCCAGCAUGUGAAGAGGUUGUGCCUUUCCCUUCUCUCUCUCUCUCUUAUUACAUGCACCCACUACUACACUCCCAACUGGCAAUCUUGAUCCAUUCACAUAGAGAGCCUGAAAGCGGAGAGUGAGGACAAAAAUACGCUAGGAUUUGAACCUGAUUCUCUUUGUUUUUUCCACACCCUCUCCACACUUCCAAGUUUCUAUCCCUAGCUCGGCACCAAAAAUAGACAUACACAGCCCCACUGUGUUUGUUAGUAAUAUUGCCCUUAGCUAGCUCUCCUCCUUCAUAAAAAGGCAGCCUCAUUCAACAAAAUUUCUCAUCUCUUGUAGUGAUUGUUUCUUUGAGACUUGUUCUAAACAAAGAAAACUAGCUACUCUCUAGCCAAGCGGAAAAUGAGUAAUUGCUUAGCCUCAGAAUGCAGUGAUGACUGUGAGUCUGGUUGGACUCUAUACUUGGAACAAUCUUUUCUUCCCCACCCAAAUCCUAAACAUAGAGGUAAUAGCACUGACUUUGUUGAUGCAAAGAGUACCGGUUUUUGUAGAAAAGGGAAAAGCACUAAAGAAGACUGCGAAGAAGAAGAUGAGGGGGAGGGGGAGGGGGAGGAGGAGGAGGACUUGUCUAUGGUCUCCGAUGCAUCUUCUGGUCCUCCACAUUUCCAUGAAGAUGAAAGUCACUUCAACCACGAUAAUGGCUUCUUUUAUCCAUCACACAAGGAUACUACGUUGCUGAAUAAUGGUGCCAAUUACAGCCAAAAAAAGAAAGAACAUAGACGUCACAAGCAGGAUCAACAAAUGCCUUCUUUUCUUGACGAUACUGCUAGCUCUCCAGCUUUCAACUUCUCCAUGAAUAAUUCUGCUCUCUCCAACAACCAAGCUUCGAUGGAGAGUGUAUUGGAUUAUUCACAGGGUUUUUCAGCUACUCAUUUUCAGGGAAGAUCUGCAAAAUCAAGACCACUUUGGUUACAUACACCCUUCUCUAUCUGGAAACCAACUUCAAAAUAAUCAGAUGAGUAUGUUUCAUAAUAUUUAGUUCUAGCAAGACAUGGCAGUUAGAACAUCGUACAAUGUUUAAGCCAUAAAUGUAAUUUUCUUUUCCCUUUCUUUUGAAAAGUCGAAACUCGAAAGUUUGAUAAAUGAUGAAUGUUUCGAUUUAUUUCUGGUGGCUUAAAGGGAAGAAUAAUAUACGGUGAUUGUGCAUUA
Messenger RNA from Populus trichocarpa (black cottonwood), 1289 nucleotides. RefSeq names its product protein SOB FIVE-LIKE 5. Gene Ontology annotation, biological process: cytokinin biosynthetic process. The record is from RefSeq and is a predicted model, not a curated record. Lineage: Eukaryota; Viridiplantae; Streptophyta; Magnoliopsida; Malpighiales; Salicaceae. The coding region runs from base 483 to 1091 and encodes 202 amino acids. The transcript has 3 exons.